AUGGCGUCCUUACCUCCUUUGGACCCGAUCACUACAACUCCGGCGGAUCGCAACAAGAAGGUCGCCUACUUCUAUGAUUCGGAUGUGGGUAACUAUGCCUACGUCUCGGGACAUCCGAUGAAGCCUCAUCGCAUUCGGAUGACACACAGUUUGGUCAUGAACUAUGGCCUUUACAAGAAGAUGGAAAUUUAUGUAACGCCUGAUAAUAUGGACUCUUUCGCGAAAGAACAAAGCAAGUACAACGUCGGUGAUGACUGCCCUGUCUUCGAUGGUCUCUUUGAGUUCUGCGGGAUUAGCGCCGGUGGUAGCAUGGAAGGUGCGGCACGCCUGAACCGCAAUAAGUGCGACAUCGCCGUCAACUGGGCCGGUGGUCUUCAUCACGCGAAAAAGAGUGAGGCCAGUGGUUUCUGUUAUGUGAACGACAUUGUCCUUGGUAUCUUGGAACUGCUACGAUUCAAACAAAGAGUUCUCUACAUCGAUAUCGAUGUUCACCACGGAGAUGGUGUCGAAGAGGCCUUCUAUACUACGGACCGUGUGAUGACCGUCUCAUUCCACAAAUACGGAGAGUACUUCCCUGGAACCGGUGAGCUUCGCGACAUCGGUGUCGGUCAUGGUAAAUAUUAUGCCGUCAACUUCCCGCUCCGAGAUGGAAUCGACGAUGUGUCUUAUAAGAGUAUUUUCGAGCCCGUUAUCAAGAGCGUCAUGGAAUGGUACCGGCCAGAGGCUGUGGUGCUGCAAUGUGGUGGUGACAGUCUGUCGGGUGACCGACUGGGUUGCUUCAAUCUGAGCAUGAGAGGUCAUGCCAACUGCGUCAACUUCGUCAAGAGCUUUAACCUCCCGACAUUGAUCCUUGGUGGAGGUGGCUACACUAUGAGAAACGUUGCUCGGACGUGGGCCUUCGAGACCGGUAUCUUGGUCGGCGAUAACCUAGGCGCUGAGCUCCCCUACAAUGACUACUACGAGUACUUCGCUCCCGACUAUGAACUCGAUGUUCGUCCGUCGAACAUGGAUAACGCCAACACCAAGGAAUACCUGGAUAAGAUCCGAGCUCAAGUGGUGGAGAACCUCAAACGGACUGCUUUUGCACCGUCUGUACAAAUGACUGAUGUACCUCGCGACCCUCUGGUGGAGGGUAUGGAUGACGAGGCGGAUGCCAUCAUGGACGAUCUGGAUGAGGACGAGAACAAGGACAAGCGCUACACGAAGCGGCGCUUUGACCAAUAUGUCGAGAAACCGGGCGAGCUUAGCGACAGCGAAGAUGAGGAGGAAAACGCGGCCAAUGGCGUCCGUAAGCCCGCUGGCCUGAAACGGAGGAACCAGGCCAACUUCCGGAACCUCGACACCGGUGACUCGGGACUCGACAGCGGUGUUGCCACCCCUGCAGAGGCUUCAUCCGUCCCUGAUGAUGAGAUGGAUACGACGGCUGAUGCCAAGACGACGGAGCCGGCACCCGAGCCUGAGACCGAGGCCGCUGCAACCCCAUCGGCUGCAGAACCACCUUCCCGGGCUAAAGACGCGUCGAAUGCCGAGCAAACUGAAAUGGCCGUGGAUGGUAAGGAGCCUGUCGCUCCUUCUGCUCCUGUUUCCCGCCCGGAGUCUCCGAAGGCGCAGGAUGAGGACACCACUAUGGAGGAUGCUGGUGAAGCAGAGGCUGCUCCGGAACCGGAAAAGACAGAGCAGUCCGAAGCUCCGGCUCCCGCAGUUAAUGAUUCGCUGCGGGAAGAGAAUAAGCCUGUCGAGGAAAUCGCGAUGUCAGAGAAGACUGUUCAGGAGCCCACUGAGGAACGCGCUCCGGAAAAGGCACAGUCGCCUCCUAAGGAACCCACAUCACAAGACGGAGCACAAGAAGCUGCAGAAGCCGAGAAAGUAGAGGAGCUGACGGAAAAGAUGGUAGAACCUCAGGAGAAGACACCCGAAGCGCCCAAGGAGGAGCCGGCUGCAGAGAAGACCGAACCGCAGGCGCCUGCAGACAAGAAGGAACCCAGCCCCGAGAAGAAAGCAGAGGAGCCUGCAAAAAGCGAAGAAUAG
Aspergillus terreus NIH2624 is the source of this 2028-nucleotide messenger RNA. RefSeq names its product histone deacetylase RPD3 (gene rpdA). The record is from RefSeq and is a predicted model, not a curated record. Lineage: Eukaryota; Fungi; Ascomycota; Eurotiomycetes; Eurotiales; Aspergillaceae. The transcript is spliced from 4 exons. Bases 1 to 2028 code for a protein of 675 amino acids.